UUCCGUUGUCAGGUGGCGGCGCCGCAGCCAUGGAGGGAGGCGGCGGCGGCAGCUCUGGCGGCUGCGCUGGGAAGCGGCGGUGAGCGGCUCCCACGCCCCCGGCCCGGCCCCGGCCACCGGGACGGAGCGCCGAGCAGCCCCGACUCUGGGCUGCGGACUAUGGGCAAGCAGCGCUGAUUCCCCGGGAAAGAACUGAGAAUGAAGCGGAGAGCAUCAGACAGAGGAGCUGGGGAGACGUCGGCCAAGGCCAAGGCUCUAGGGACUGGCAUUGCUGGAAAUAAUGCAAAGAGAGCGGGACCAUUCAUCCUGGGUCCCCGCCUGGGCAACUCACCAGUACCGAGCAUUGUGCAGUGUUUGGCAAGGAAAGAUGGCACAGAUGACUUCUAUCAGUUGAAGAUCCUCACCCUUGAGGAGAGGGGCGAGCAAGGAAUAGAGAGCCAAGAGGAAAGGCAGGGCAAGAUGCUGCUGCAUACCGAGUACUCGCUGCUCUCGCUGCUACACACACAGGAUGGCGUGGUCCACCACCAUGGACUCUUCCAGGACCGCACCUGUGAAGCCGUCGAGGACACAGAGUCUGGUCGGAUGGUAAAGAAGAUGAAGAAACGCAUUUGCCUCGUCCUUGACUGCCUCUGUGCACACGACUUCAGUGACAAGACUGCUGACCUCAUCAACCUGCAGCACUAUGUCAUCAAGGAGAAGAGGCUCAGUGAGCGAGAGACUGUGGUCAUUUUCUAUGACGUGGUCCGGGUGGUGGAAGCCCUGCACCAGAAAAACAUCGUGCACAGAGACCUGAAGCUUGGGAACAUGGUGCUCAAUAAAAGGACCCAUCGGAUAACUAUCACCAACUUCUGCCUUGGGAAGCACCUUGUGAGUGAGGGGGACCUGCUGAAGGACCAGAGGGGGAGCCCUGCCUACAUCAGUCCUGAUGUGCUCAGUGGCCGGCCGUACCGCGGGAAGCCUAGCGACAUGUGGGCCUUGGGCGUGGUGCUGUUCACUAUGCUCUACGGCCAGUUCCCCUUCUACGACAGCAUCCCGCAGGAGCUCUUCCGCAAGAUCAAGGCGGCCGAGUACACCAUCCCUGAGGAUGGGAGAGUCUCCGAGAACACAGUGUGUCUUAUCCGGAAACUGCUGGUCCUUGACCCCCAGCAGCGCCUGGCUGCUGCCGAUGUCCUGGAGGCCCUCAGUGCCAUCAUUGCAUCUUGGCAGUCCCUGUCCUCUCUGAGUGGCCCUUUGCAAGUGGUUCCUGACAUCGAUGACCAAAUGAGCAGCUCUGACAGCUCCCAGGAGGCAAAGGUGACAGAGGAGUGCUCCCAGUACGAGUUUGAGAACUACAUGCGACAGCAGCUGCUGCUGGCAGAAGAGAAGAGCUCCAUCCAUGAGGCCCGGGCCUGGGUGCCCAAGCGGCAGUUCGGUAGCAUGCCACCGGUCCGACGGCUAGGCCACGACGCACAGCCAAUGACCUCCUUGGACACAGCCAUCCUGGCACAACGCUAUCUGCGGAAAUAGUGCCCUCAGCUAGGGCACUGGCCCAGCACACCUCUUCUCGCCCACCUGAGGCCCAGCCGUCGGGCCUGCCUGGGCCCGUGCCCAGCAGUGCUGGACUGAUUAUCCCAGGCUGCAGUAGGAACAGGGCACGGAUAGGGACAGCCCAGGUCACAGCCAGGGUCAACAGAGGUACCACAAAGCUACCUUUGGGAUGAUUGCUUGAUUGUUUUUUUAUCUGAGAAUUCUAGAUAGAUACCUACUCUGCUUUUAAUCAUGACAUUUUAAUCUACCUCUGUCUCUUUAACCACGCUGUCUCUGGACUGAGUGUUGGGAGGGAAGAGGGGAGUCUACGCUCCCAACCCAGGCACUGGAACAGCUGCAGCCUGGCCCGGCCACUGACCCCACAGUCCAUGUAAGCUGACCACGCAGCUCGCUGCUGGCCCCCAGUAGGCACCCCUUCCCACUGUCCACUACCCGUCCCCUGGGGCCUGCCCUCAGUCUAAGCUUUGGAACACUCUCACCUCACCUGCCCAAGUCAAAUCUAUUUAUUUUUUUACUGAACCCAACUUCUAUCUCUAGGUUCAGCCCAUGGCCGCUCCGGGCCUGAGCCUGGCUGAAUAGCAGGGCCCAUGUGGAGGCUCCCUUCUCACCCCAGGCACCUAGGAGCCCUCUUGCCAGUUCUCUCUCUGCUCUGUUUCCAGACCUGUCUCUCUAUCUGUCCUGGCAGCUUCUCUGAGGUGCUGCUCGUUCGCAUUAGUCCCGCCUCCAUCUUUCACGUGGUACCCAGGUAUAUGUGGACAUAGUGUGAAGGGACCUGCGGCCACCGGAGGAUGCUCUGGGCCUACUGAGGACAGGCCACUUGUGCUCAGAGAUCCUCACCGUGCCACAGAAGUGGUGCCUCUCCCAGAAGACUCUGGGCAGAUACCUACUUGGGGGUAGGACUUGGAGAGAAAUCUGUAGGGAUGGGGACCUACCUACCUUCCUGGCUUGAGAACAGCCCUGCUACCCUUUUUGAGCCGAAAUUUUGAAGUGGAUGCCCGUCUUGCCAGAAACGCUGUUCUCUCCAGAGUACCCUCCCUGCACUGGACUUGGCGCACCCAGUACCAAGCAAAGACCCAACUCUGGAGGCCUCCAUCCUGUGUCCCCUCAGAGAGGGCCAUGUCACCCUCCUGGUAGGUAGUCCUCGACCCCUCCUGCCCCUUGCUCUCCAAUGGGGAGACCAUGUUUCCUAGAGUGUGAGCUGCCCCUCACCCCCUGAUAAGCUGACUCACUGUGAGUGACCUUGGGCAAGUCCCCAAACCUUGUGCCUCAGUUUCCCCAUCUGGAAAAAAUGGGGCCACCUCUUGCCAGCAGUAGCAGGGCUGCCCAUGCCCCUUCCUCCCCAUGCCCCAUAUCCAGCCCUGGGCUCCCGUGCCUCUUUUGCUGGGUCUGUGGAGCCCACCUGAGCCCAGCAGUUAACUCCCCUAGCACUCAGCUCUGCCUCUAGUUCAGCCGUCCGGCCACUGAGAGUCAGGGCAUGGUGCUGCGGGGGAGGGCUCUUUUCUAUAUUUAUUUGAUAGCGAUAAGUCUCUGAAGGGAGUGGAAAUGCAGUCUGCCUGGGCCCCUAGCCCAUGAUUGCCCUCCAGUGAGGCUCUGAGGCCUGGCUAGGGCCCUCCUGGGCAGAGCCCCUGCCUAGCUCCUCAGGCCUGAUGCCACAUGCCCUCCUUUUAAAAGCAAUACCUUCAGGUCUGCCACGCCAUCAGCCAGCCUGGUUCCUUCUGAGGGCAGCCUGGGUCUGGUGGUAUUUCUGGCGGUGCAGAUGAGGGGAGGGUGGUGCCCUCGCUGCUGUCAGGCACUGAGAAGUCCUGUUGUAAAGAAAAACAAAAACAAAAAAACAAAACAAAAUGGAAAAAGUCACAAAAAAGUUUGUAUAAAGACGUAUUUUUGUACUACAUGGGGACUCUUCCUGCAUGUCAGCAAUAAAACUUCCUGAUCUGGA
Molecule: messenger RNA, 3463 nt
Organism: Mus pahari (shrew mouse)
Lineage: Eukaryota; Metazoa; Chordata; Mammalia; Rodentia; Muridae
Gene: Stk40
Product: serine/threonine kinase 40
Exons: 11
Coding region: 199-1506 (435 amino acids)
Biological process (GO): protein phosphorylation
Molecular function (GO): protein kinase activity; ATP binding
Source: RefSeq, a predicted model, not a curated record